GCAGAGGACGGCGGAGCGGGCCGGACACGGACAGCUCCGUCGCUCCUUCCUUCGGCUCAUCCCCGCAUCCCCGCUUCCCCCCUCCUUCGGCGGUGAGCAGCCUCCUCUGCGGACCCUCGGUCCUCUCGGCCGGGGGUCGUCCGUCUCCCGCGGCUCCCCGCACUCGCCACCUCGGCAACUUUCUCCACCAGAGCCCGGGGCUGGGGGGGUUGCCCUGCCUGGGCGGGUUUCUCCCGGGGUUCCUCGGGGGGCAGCCUCUGGAGGAAGGCUUCAGAGUCCCGUAGAGACGCCCGUCGCCCGCACCCUGCCCUGGGCCGGCCUGCCGUCGGGUCUCCGCACCCUCGCUUCUCCGGUUCCCCCCCACCCCCGACAACCAUGACCGAAAUGAGCGAGAAGGAGAACGAGCCGGAUGACGCGGCCACCCACACCCCCCCGGGGACCGUCUCCGCCCUCCAGGAAACCAAGCUCCAGCGAUUCAAGCGCUCCCUCUCUCUCAAGACCAUCCUCCGCAGUAAGAGUGUGGAGAACUUCUUCCUUCGCUCGGGCUCUGAACUCAAGUGCCCGACCGAGGUGCUGCUGACACCCCCAACCCCACUGCCCCCUCCUUCUCCACCACCUGCAUCCACAGACAGAGGUCUGCCCACUCCAGCACCGUCCCCGUGCCCUGUCCCCCGCCCCCUGGCACCACUCAAACCGGUAAGGCUGCACAGCUUCCAGGAACAUGUCUUCAAGAGAGCCAGUCCUUGCGAGCUAUGCCAUCAGCUCAUUGUAGGAAACUCCAAGCAAGGCUUACGAUGUAAGACGUGUAAAGUCAGUGUCCAUCUCUGGUGCUCUGAGGAGAUCUCUCACCAGCAAUGCCCAGGCAAGACGUCCACCUCCUUCCGCCGUAACUUCAGCUCUCCCCUCCUGGUGCACGAGCCACCACCAGCCUGUGCCAUGAGCAGAGAAUCCCCACCCACUGGAACCAGUGGAAAAGUGGACCCAGUCUACGAGACCCUGCGCUAUGGCACCUCCCUGGCACUGAUGAACCGCUCCAGCUUCAGCAGCACAUCUGAGUCCCCCACUCGGAGCCUGAGUGAGCGGGAUGAGCUGACUGAGGAUGGGGAAGGCAGCAUCCGCAGCUCGGAGGAGGGACCUGGGGACAGCGUAUUUACAGCUCCAGCUGAGAGUGAAGGCUCAGGACCAGAGGAGAAGAGCCCUGGACAGCAGCUCCCCAGGCCGCCCCUGCGGAAGGAUGUGGGCCCCAUGUACUCCUACGUUGCACUGUACAAGUUCAUGCCCCAAGAGAACAAUGACCUGGCUCUACAGCCUGGAGACCGGAUUAUGCUGGUGGAUGACUCUAAUGAAGAUUGGUGGAAGGGCAAGAUCGGCGACCGGGUUGGCUUCUUCCCAGCCAAUUUUGUACAGCGGGUGAGGCCAGGAGAGAAUGUUUGGCGCUGCUGCCAGCCCUUCUCCGGGAACAAGGAACAGGGUUACAUGAGCCUGAAGGAGAACCAGAUCUGUGUGGGCGUGGGCAGAAGCAAAGAUGCUGACGGCUUCAUCCGCGUCAGCAGUGGCAAGAAACGGGGCCUGGUGCCAGCCGACGCCCUGACCGAGAUCUGAUGGAAGCCAAGAAAACCCAGAUGCCACCCCUGCCCAUGCCUGGCCCUUGCUUCUGGCCCAGGAAGGGAGCAGGCAUCCUGGCCAUGCCCUUCCUCCCUCUGCCUCUCUCCUAGGCGCCACCCAUCACAGCUUAGGAAAUUUCUGCACUGAGGAAGGUUUAUUUCUUGGGCAGGGUGCCCUUGAAUGGGUUGAUACUCCUCUGGGACUUGGGAGCAGGGAGGAGAAAGUGGGAAGGAAUAAGGUAGGUCCACCCAGAGCCCAGGUACGCCCAGUCCCCUUGUAAUGCUGAGUCCUACCGUGGGGAGGAUCCUUGCUGUGUCUUCCAGAGACUGUCCACAUGCCUUUGCAUGCCUGACCCACCCUCUCUGUCCACAGAGCCUUUGCUUGGGUCUAUGUGUGUUUGCCCCUUUGCAAAUGGGGCUUUGGGAGGGGGCCUAUCCCUGUCCCUUAGCUCUCUACCCUGGCUCAGGGCCAUAGGAGAGCCCUGAGUCCAUCUCUUGGUCUCACCACCUCUAUCACUCCGUCAAUUCUCAGGAAAGUUCUGCAGGAAUCUCUCCCAUUACUUGAAACCUGGGCAGACAGAACCCGGAAGGGCUGAGGUCUGGGGAGGGGGUGACAAAUAGGAGACUGUCUCUUCAAGGAAGCCCAUCACCACAGAGCAGCCUCGUCAAACUUCGUUUACCAGAAGAGGGUGUCCAAGAACAUCCUGGACACAGAAAUCCAACGAA
This is a messenger RNA of Dipodomys ordii (Ord's kangaroo rat), 2330 nucleotides long. RefSeq names its product SH3 and cysteine rich domain 2 (gene Stac2). Gene Ontology annotation, biological process: skeletal muscle contraction; positive regulation of voltage-gated calcium channel activity; positive regulation of protein localization to plasma membrane. The transcript is spliced from 11 exons. Gene Ontology annotation, molecular function: protein binding. The record is from RefSeq and is a predicted model, not a curated record. NCBI's taxonomy places the organism in Eukaryota, Metazoa, Chordata, Mammalia, Rodentia, Heteromyidae. The coding region runs from base 376 to 1602 and encodes 408 amino acids. Gene Ontology annotation, cellular component: extrinsic component of cytoplasmic side of plasma membrane.